This is a messenger RNA of Perkinsus marinus ATCC 50983, 2892 nucleotides long. Its product is annotated as COPI protein, putative. The record is from RefSeq and is a predicted model, not a curated record. NCBI's taxonomy places the organism in Eukaryota, Perkinsozoa, Perkinsida, Perkinsidae. Gene Ontology annotation, cellular component: COPI vesicle coat. Gene Ontology annotation, biological process: intra-Golgi vesicle-mediated transport; intracellular protein transport; retrograde vesicle-mediated transport, Golgi to endoplasmic reticulum. The coding region runs from base 1 to 2892 and encodes 963 amino acids. Gene Ontology annotation, molecular function: protein binding; structural molecule activity. The transcript is spliced from 29 exons.
AUGCCGCUGCGUUUGGAUAUUAAGAAGAAAAUGAACGCUCGGUCGGACCGAGUGAAGUCAGUCGACUUCCACCCCAGUCCGGACCUUCCCUGGGUACUGAGCGCUAUGUAUUCUGGUAACCUUUAUAUAUGGGACUACAAGACUCAGGCUUUGGUCAAGCAGGUUGAGGUUUCAGCGCCUUUGCCGGUCCGAUGCGCCAAGUUUAUCCCUAGGAAACAAUGGAUAAUCGCGGGAUCUGAUGAUAUGAACCUUCGCGUUUACAAUCAAAACACAUUGGAGAAAAUCAAGACCAUCGAAGCCCAUGGGGACUACAUUCGAUACAUCGCGGUGCACUCUACUCUGCCUUAUGUCAUUUCCUGUUCUGAUGAUAUGACCAUCAAGCUAUGGGAUUGGGAUAAGGACUGGGCGUGUACUGCCACUUACGAGGGACAUGCUCACUAUGUUAUGAUGGUACAGUGGAAUCCUAAGGAUAUGAAUAUCUUCGCCUCGGCUAGUUUGGAUCGAUCUAUCAAGGUGUGGGGAGUAACUAGUGGUUCUACUGCACCCCACUUCUCGUUGACUGGCCAUACGAGAGGAGUCAACUGUAUUGAAUACAGUCCUUCCAAGGAUAAGCCGUACCUGGUGUCGGGAGGCGAUGACAAGACGGUCCGUGUUUGGGACUAUCAGACGAGGCAAUGCCUGCAGGUCCUUAGCGGCCAUACUGCCAACAUUUCCUCGGUCCUCUUCCAUCCGACUCUGCCUGUUAUCCUGUCAGGCAGCGAGGAUGGCACUUGCAGGAUCUGGCAUGCCACGACUUACCGCUUGGAGACGACAUUGAACUACCUCCUGGAAAGACUAUGGAGCGUUGCGUGCCUUCCUGGUACGAACGAUGUUGCCUUGGGCUUCGAUGAAGGAACGAUGGUCAUCCAGCUGGGGUCGGAGGAGCCUGUUGUGUCUAUGCAUGCUGGUGGGAAGAUCGUCUGGGCUAGAGGGAAUGAGAUACAUACUGCUAACCUGAGGCAGGUGGAUGACCACGUCCUUGAUACGUUGGGUGAUGGGGAGAUGGUGCCUCUGUCAGUGAAGGACAUGGGAUCGACUGAGAUAUUCCCACAGACCAUAUCUCAUCAUCCUAAUGGGAGGUUGUUCGCUGUAUGCGGUGAUGAUGAAUGGAUAGUCUUCACUGCACAGGCUCUGCGAAACAAGGCGUUUGGUAGCGGGUGCGAAUUCGUGUGGUCGGCCAGUGGAGCGGCAUCGGGCACGUAUUAUGCCACGAGGGAAGCUUCUGGUAGGAUUACCAUCUAUAAGGAUUUUGUGGAGGAGACGUCUUUCAAGCCACCAUUCCCUGUUGAUGAGAUUUUUGGAGGUUAUUUGCUGUGUGUGAAGACCUCUGACUUUAUCUGCUUCUACGAGUGGAGUAGCAGUAGACUGAUCAGAAGGAUCGACGUUGUCCCUACUGCUGUCAUCUGGAGUGACUCUGGUGACUUUGUGGUUUUGGCCACUGAGGAUGAUGGUGCUUUCGUACUACACUAUGAUAAGGACUCAGUGGUAGCGGCGAUAGCAGGAGGAGCGAACAUUGAUGAGGAGGGUCUGGAAAUAGCCUUUGAGCCCACUUAUGAGUUGCCAAAUGAGAAGGUCAUGUCUGGUACGUGGUGUGGCAAUGACUCCUUCGUCUACAUCUCAUCGAACCAGAAGUUGUGCUGCCUUGUGGCAGGUCAGACUGAGGUCAUUGCUCACACUGAUAGGCCCCUGUAUGUGUUGGGGUAUAUGCCGGAGCAUGGGAAGGUGUAUUGUAUGGACAGGGACUACAACGUCAUUUCGUUCGGGUUGAGCCUGGCGUUGAUCCAAUAUGAAAGUGCCGUAGUAAGGCAAGACUUUGGUGCUGCCGAGCAGUGUUUCGCAGCCAUCCCGAAGGCUCUACACAACAAGGUGGCUCGUUUCCUCGAGGGCCAGGGGCAUGUCAGAGAGGCCCUUGAGAUCACUACCGAUAAGGAUCAUAAGUUGGACCUGGCCUUGAAUCUCGGUGACUUACAGAUGGCUGGAGAGAUUGUGGGGGAAACAGUCAAUUACUCUAAGUGGAAGCAAGUUGGUGAUCAGGCUCUAAAGCAGGGUGAUAUCGACUUGGCGACUACUUGUUAUUCACAAGGCUGUGACGUCACCGGCCUCAUGCUCAUUGCCCAAGCUACUGGGGAUCGGUCUCUACUGGAGAAGGUAGCUUCUAUGGCUAAGGAGAAAGAGAUGUGGAAUGUGGCGUUUUCUGCGUUUUUGCUCCUGGGUGAUGCCGAGAGAUGUGUGGAUACGCUUGUGGACUCCAACAGGCUGCCGGAGGCUGUCUUCUUCGCUAGAACAUAUUGCCCAUCCAAGUUGGUGAAUAAGGAUAGCGAGCUGUUCGAGAGCUGGCGGAAGGAUCUUACGAGCGUGAAUGCACAGUUGGCAUCCAGCCUUGCUGAUCCCCGUGAUGAGAGUUACCAGGAUAAGCUUUUCGCGGAGAUGAGCAACACACUGGCGGCUGAGAGGAAAAGGGAGGGGUCCAAGGCAGCUAUCACCGCUGUCCCGGCGGAUCGUUAUACAGAGGAUAAGAAUUUGCUGGAUGUCGAUGUAACGGUGGAGAUGUCACAGAAUGAACAAAGCCUGUAUGCUAAGAUGGGCUGGACUGGCUCUGUUGCGCCGUCGGGCCUGCUGCCUGAGACGGAUAGCUCUCCUUCGGAACGAGAGGUUGUUCAUGCUCCAGCGGUCGACACACAUGUUCAUGAGUCCUCCCCGCCUGCGGCUGCCACUGCGGACUCUGAGAGUGUGUCUUCGCCAGGGACGGACGGCGUGCUGGUCGAGUCGGACAAUCAUCAGUACCAAGAAUCAUCGUUUCACAUUGAAGUGCGUUCGGAGCUCGCUGAGUUCACCGAGCUGAAACUGGUGUAG